This is a messenger RNA of Eruca vesicaria subsp. sativa (arugula), 1290 nucleotides long. NCBI's taxonomy places the organism in Eukaryota, Viridiplantae, Streptophyta, Magnoliopsida, Brassicales, Brassicaceae. The record is from the annotation of a GenBank genome assembly.
AUGAAAAGCUCAAUGGUUCUAAUGGUAAUAGCUUUCCUUCACCUCAUCGUUUUUCCGACCACAACUGUCGGCAAAAACUUGAGAUUCCCGUCAAAACCUACCGAAGGAUGGCCACAUCCGUCUGAAGCCUCCACAAGCGAGAUAGUUAUGAGCAAUUCCAAUAAGAUGUUUAACUAUGGUGACUCCAAAGUUUGGAAAUGUAUUCAUACCGACGGAUCUGGUACAGUUAUUUCCAUUACAACUCCAUCAAGGCCGUCAUCUUCUACGCCAUCAACUCCGUCUCCUACGCCUUCUACUCCCGAAACGUCUCCUUCGCCACCUACACCUUCGCCACCUAUACCUUCUCCUCCGCCUCCAACUCCCAAAAAAGCUCCAUUUUCAUCUCCACCACCGCCAACACCAUCGCCUCCUCCUCCAACUCCCAAGAAAACUCCAUCUCCACCCCCUCCAACUCCAUCUCCACCCCCUCCAACUCCGUCUCCACCGCCGCCAGCUCCCGUGAAAGCUCCAUCUCCACCCCCACCAACACCGUCUCCACCCCCUCCAACUCCGUCUCCACCGCCGCCAACUCCCGUGAAAUCUCCAUCUCCACCACCGCCAACACCAUCGCCUCCUCCUCCAACUCCCAAGAAAACUCCAUCUCCACCCCCUCCAACUCCAUCUCCACCCCCUCCAACUCCGUCUCCACCGCCGCCAGCUCCCGUGAAAGCUCCAUCUCCACCCCCACCAACACCGUCUCCACCCCCUCCAACUCCGUCUCCACCGCCGCCAACUCCCGUGAAAGCUCCAUCUCCACCACCGCCAACACUAUCGCCUCCUCCUCCAACUCCCAAGAAAUCUCCAUCUCCACCACCACCAACACCAUCUCUUCCACCUCCAACUCCCAAGAAGUCUCCGUCUCCACCACCGUCAACACCAUCUCUUCCACCUCCUACGUCUCCACUGCCAUCAACACCAUCUCUUCCUCCUCCAACUCCCAAGAAGUCUCCCUCUCCUUCACCGCCAAGUGAUGAGUCAUCAUCUCCUAGCCAGCCUUCGAACCCACCUCCGAAAUAUCAUCAUGAGUAUCCACUGGAACACAUUGGACGUUGUUAUAGUAACAUGGGACGUGUUGGGUUUUGUCGGGGAGAGAUGGCGUACAGUUUCUACACGAGGUUGUUUAAAGUCAGCAAGUAUUGUUGCAAUCUUAUCGUCAACAUGAAAAACGAAUGUGACGACGUUAUUUGGGGAUACUUCCAGGAUCCUCUCUUCGUACCUCUUGUUCGAUGCACUUGUCACGUCACCUUCUAG